GGGAGGCAGCGGCGCGUUUCCGGGAGGAAACAACAAAAACAAACCAGUUCCUUUGUUAGAACCCGGAGCGGCACGCGACUCUCACCGGUACCAACAACCGACCAAUCAGAGGCGGCGCGAGGAGAGACUACCUGGGCGCGCGCUCAGCGGCACAGAGCAGUUAGUGACGGAGGAGGAAUGGAGCUGGGUUCUGACUGGUUUUAAUGGUUAAACUGGGUUUGUUGCAGAGGAGGAGGUUCAUCUGACCGGAUAGAGAUUCACAGCAUGGCAGGAAACUGGAUUCUCCCUGGAUGAACACUGGGAGCACUGGGAGCACUGGGACUGGAAAACCUCCCAGUUCUGUAACCACAGGAAGGAGGAUGCUGGUUCUGGUUCUGGUUCUGCUGUCCGGGUUCUGGAUGGUGAUCCAGGGACAGAGUCUGGACUACAACAGCUGGACCGACCAGGCGGUGCUGUCCGACGGCCUCUGUCGCUAUGGCAACGGCGUGGAGUGCUGCUGGGGCUGGAGGCGGACGGAGCGGGACCGGUGUCAACCUGACUGUCAGCAGGGCUGCAAACACGGAGACUGUGUCGAACCGGACAAAUGCAAAUGUCACCCAGGAUACACCGGAAAAACCUGUAACCAAGACCUGAACGAGUGCGGAGUGAAGCCGCGGCCCUGUAAGCACCGCUGCAUGAACACGGCCGGCAGCUUCAAGUGCUUCUGCCUGGACGGCUUCGCCCUGCAGCCGGACGGCAGCUGCAGGAAUGUGCGGACCUGUUUCCAUGCCAACUGCCAGUACGGCUGUGAGGUGAUGAAGGGCGAGGUGCGGUGCACCUGUCCGUCUCCAGGGUUACGGCUGGGCCCGGACCGCCGCUCCUGCGUGGACGUCGAUGAGUGCGCGCUGGGCGCCGCCUGUCCGCGCCGCAGGAAGUGCGUCAACACGUUCGGGAGCUUCUUCUGUAAAUGCCAGCUGGGCUUCAAGCUGACGUUCAUCGGCGGGCGCUACGCCUGCAUCGAUAAAGACUCUCGGUCGUUCUGCUCCCUGAAUCCUUCCUCUCCAAAGUGUCGCUGUAAAGAUGGCAGCUGCAAAGGGAUUCUUAAAGUGACUUUAGAGCCACACAGACCCAGAACUACAAUUUCCAUCACCACCACAUCUGUUCCCACUACAACCACUGUUCCCAUUACAACCACUGUUCCCACUACAACCACUGUUCCCACUACAACCACCGUUCCCACUACAACCACUGUUCCCACUACAACCACUGUUCCCACUACAACCACCGUUCCCACUACAACCACCGUUCCCACUACAACCAUUGUUCCCACUACAACCACUGUUCCCACUACAACCAUUGUUCCCACUACAACCACUGUUCCCACUACAACCACUGUUCCCACUACAACCACACCCACCAUCACCUCCACCUCUGCUUCCACCACCGUCUCCUCCACCGCUUACCAAACUACCGCUGCCUUGACGACCACUGUCAUAGCAACCACCUCAAUGGCUACCUCUAUCGUUGCUAUGACAACCGGAUCCCAAACCACACAGCUUGCAACGACUGUCCCAACAGCUCCACCUACCGUCCCAGCUUCCGCCGCUACGACUGCUGCUGCGCCUACGGUUGCUAUAGCAACCACGACGCUGCCCUCCACCACCAGCGCCAUGGUGACGACAACGCUGAACAACCGGAUCAACAAGGACGUGACGCAGCGGCAGAGAGGAGACGUUCACAUUCCUCGGCAACCUGGACGAAACCACGUCUGGGAGUUUGACAUCGAGCUGGGAACCACGGCCCAGGACGCUCAGGACGACCCCGCGGCCGGUGAUCUGCGCUGCAGCUUCAGUCGUGGCGUCUGCGCCUGGAUCUCUGAGCGAGACGGCGAUCUGUCCUGGGAAGUAGUGGAGGCUCCUACAGGUGGGCGGUACCUGUCGGUCCCGGAGCUGAAGGAGGGCCAGCGCGGCGUCCGAGGCGCCCGGUUGGCCGUCCAGAUUCUCCCUCUGUGGAACCAUGGCGACGCCUGCUUCUCCUUCUCCCAUUGGCUGACGGGGCGUCAGGUGGGAGUCCUGCAGCUGUUCGUCCGCAAGAAAGGACGGGACCAAAGGUAUGGCUCCGCCCUCUGGAGCCGGACAGGUGGGCACGGCUGGAGGCAGACACAGGUUACCUUGGAGACGGAGUCAGUGGACAAAGUGCUGUUGAAGGCCGAGCGAAGGCCCGGUCGACAAGGUCAGAUGGCGGUUGAUGAUGUCACACUGAGACGCGGUUCGUGUCGAUGACAUCAUCACUGGGAUCUCAUUUAAAGGGGCGGUCUGCUAUUUUCUAACUGGUUAAAAACUUUUCCAUCUCUGGCUGCAGACCUCGAUGCUCAGAUCAGAUUGUUUUGUUUUGGUUUGGUUGUUUGCGUUACUUUUAAAAUGUCGCCUCCAUCUGACCUCAGAGUGACCUCAGAGUGACCUCAGAGUGACCUCAGAAUGACCUGAGGUCACUCUGUCUGACCUCAGAGUGACCUCAGAGUGACCUGAGGUCAGCAGGAAGCUGUGGGGAGGAGCCGCCAGCGGUCGUUGAGGCCGAGGCGUUUUCUUACUGCCUCAGGUGAUGAAGCCGUUUACAGGUGGAGUAAAACCUGAACAGACUCCGCCUUAACGCCUCACUGCCUCUGCUGUUUCCAUGGUGAUUUUAAGUCCCGCCCUGUUUUGGUUCUGGUUCCUGUUGGGAUGAAAUAUGAUGAGUUACUGUGACUGAGCUCCCAUCGAUACAUUUUAUUUAUUUAAACAUAUUUCCAAACAGCAGACCAGAUUUAUAACUUAGAAAUGAAAUAAUCUGCUGAUAAUCCCAAUAAAUUAAUAAUUACAGAUUAUUGAUGUUUACAGUUUUCAACCCAGAUGGUAAAACAUUGUUAAAUAAUCUGCAUUAAAUCAUGUUUAUUCAUAAAAGUUUACUGUAAUAUUCAAUGUUUAUGUAAAUAAAAGCUGUUUG
Messenger RNA from Xiphophorus maculatus (southern platyfish), 2961 nucleotides. Its product is annotated as nephronectin-like. Gene Ontology annotation, molecular function: calcium ion binding. The record is from RefSeq and is a predicted model, not a curated record. Gene Ontology annotation, cellular component: membrane. The transcript is spliced from 13 exons. Lineage: Eukaryota; Metazoa; Chordata; Actinopteri; Cyprinodontiformes; Poeciliidae. The coding region runs from base 291 to 2261 and encodes 656 amino acids.